AUGGAUAUUGUAUCAGAAUGCCUUGCUGAGUUACUGUCUGUUUUCGGCAACGAAGCGCCACAUCAGUCGACAAUUUCCCGUUGGUAUGGAGAAAUGAAACGUGGACGGGUGAGUCUUAGCGACGAUCCCAGGGAAAACGUCGAUGCUGUGCGCAAACUCAUCAUUAAAGAUAGACAUGUGACAUAUCGCGAGAUUGAGACUGCAAUUCAAAAAAUUUUACAUGAAGAAUUAGGAGUAAGAAAAUUAGUUUCUCAGCAGAAAGCAGCCAGGGUUAAUUGGUGUCAAAAAACGCUUGACUGUUUCAAUUCCGGAAACUCAAAAAAUGUGUACAGCAUUGUUAGUGGUGACGAAUCGUGGAUUUACUGUGAAGAAAAGGCAACAGAAGUCAUCCGUUCUCGAAGUGUUUCGAAAAAGAUGGUCGCGACAUUUGUGUCAAAAGCGGUCAUCACCGAACUUCGAAAAAUCAACCCCGAAAGAAGAAUCAUCCUCCACCAAGACAACGCAAGCUCGCACACAACCCAAAAAACACGGCAGUAUUUAACGGAAGAAAACGUGGAAUUAUUGGACCAUCCUCCAUAUAGUCCCGAUCUAAGUCCUAACGAUUUUUUUACUUUCCCGAAAAUUAAAAACAGACUGCGUGGUCAAAGGUUCCAGUCAUCAGAAGAAGCAGUUGACGCAUUCAAAAAUGCCAUUUUGGAUCUGCCAGCAAACGAGUGGAAUAAGUGCUUCGAAAAUUGAUUCGCGCGCAUGCAGAUGUGUACAUAAUCUUAGUGGAGAAUACUUCGAAAAACAAUAAAGUCAUUUAAAACUACAUACCGUGUUGUUUUAUUUCCAUAUGCAAAACUUAAAAGACAUCCCUCGUAACUUUUGGCUUUGACGUUUCGUAGUCUGCCUUAAUAGACAUCAAACUUGCAUCCGUGCA
Molecule: messenger RNA, 922 nt
Organism: Acanthoscelides obtectus
Lineage: Eukaryota; Metazoa; Arthropoda; Insecta; Coleoptera; Chrysomelidae
Source: the annotation of a GenBank genome assembly